GGCGGCGCUGAGCGAGGAAGGAGCCCAGGGAGCGAACGCUCGGUGAGUCUCCAUUAGUUCCGGGCGGUGAACGCACAGUUAUAUUUAGCUGCAAACAACCACUGACAGCGGUCGGAUUUCUCGCUGCCCCGUCCGUCAUCUCCGCUGCCCGGAGGGUCUCUCACAGACUUAAGUUAUGAAGAGAUCCAUUGUCUGGAAAACUCCAGGUCCCGAGCAUUCUGGAUAACCGGACCCAUACCUGUACUUGCUUUCCCUCUUCCUGCUUUGUCAAGGGAUAUCAUUUGUAUUUUCUCCCCAGAAACAUACAGGUCACCUGUCUGUGCGUGAGAUGGGAGCUACGCUAUGUCAGCCGAGACUGGGCUUGGUACACGUCUGAGAGCCACAUCUGUAAUGGGUGACGGAGUAGAAGGGGCUCAGAUGUCGGGCCAACAGCAGCCUGCCCAGCCCCAGCCACAGACCCCAAUGAUGCAAACCCCCCCUCCUGAAAUCGCAAGACCCAACCAACCGAAGCGCCAGACCAACCAGCUGCAGUACUUACUGAAGACCGUGCUGAAGACAUUGUGGAAGCACCAGUUUGCAUGGCCCUUCCAGGUGCCAGUUGAUGUGGUCAAGCUGAAUCUGCCUGAUUAUUAUAAAAUAAUUAAGACCCCAAUGGACAUGGGCACCAUUAAAAAGCGUCUCGAGAACCAUUUUUACUGGAACGCCCAAGAAUGUAUCCAGGACUUCAACACAAUGUUUACAAACUGCUAUAUCUAUAACAAGCCUGGAGAUGACAUAGUGCUGAUGGCCGAAGCCCUGGAGAAGCUUUUUCUGCAGAAGAUCUCAGAGAUGCCCCAGGAAGAGACGGAACUGGCAGUUGUGCAGUGCAAAGGCCGUGGGCGGGCAAGAAAAGAACAAGAUGCUUCAAUCACCCCCAUGAGAACCAGAGUCCUUUCUGGGUCACUAGGAGACAAGAGCGCGGUCAAACCUCCAGUUACACCUGUGUCCAAGCCUGCAACCCCAACGCCCCCUGCUGUGAUCAGGGCUCCCACCCCUCCACAAACCAAACCCCAACAAGCACACCCUCCGGCUAUCACUCAAGCUCCCAUCAGCUUCUCUCCCAUCAUCACUCAGGAUGUGGUGGUUCCUACGACAGUAGUCCCUACGCCAGUUCCUCAGCCACUGGCAAAUCAUCCCGCAGUCAUCCACACUGCUGCGCAGCCUGCAAAGACAAAGAAAGGAGUGAAGAGGAAAGCAGACACCACAACACCCACUACCCAUGACCCACUUCACGAGUCCUCCCCACUCCCUAGUGAUCCCAAGCCUCCCAAGGCUGGCCCUCGAAAGGAGAGUGGGCGUCCGAUUCGACCGAUUAAGAAGACCGAGGUGCCUGACUCUCAACUACCUGCCCCCCCUGACUUGCAUCCCCAACCUGCACCAAUUGCAGAGAAGGACAGCAAGACCAGCGAGCAGUUACGGUAUUGUGCAGGCAUUGUCCGGGAAAUGUUUUCCAAAAAGCAUCAGGCGUAUGCCUGGCCAUUUUACAAGCCCGUGGAUGUGGAAACCCUUGGGUUACAUGACUACUGUGAAAUUAUCAAGCACCCAAUGGAUCUGGGUACCAUUAAGGUAAAAAUGGAGAAUUGUGACUACAAGAACGCACAGGACUUUGCCUCUGAUGUGCGGCUUAUGUUCUCAAACUGCUACAAGUACAAUCCCCCCGAUCAUGAAGUUGUGAUCAUGGCUCGCAAGCUGCAGGAUGUUUUUGAAAUGCGCUUUGCCAAAAUGCCAGAUGAACCGGAGGAGGCACCAGCUCCCGUGCCUUCUCCUGCUCCAGGACCCCCGGCCCCAUCCAUAAAAAUCCCUCCGCCAACCUCUAGUGACACCAGCAGUGAUAGCUCUUCUGACAGCGAAAGCAGUUCAGACAGCGAAGAAGAACGGGCACAAAGACUGGCAGAGCUUCAGGAACAGUUGAAAGCUGUACACGAGCAGUUGGCAGCUCUAUCUCAGCCACAGCCGAACAAACCAAAGAAGAAAGAGCGCGAAAAACGCAAGGAAAAGCACAAGCGAAAAGAAGAGGUGGAGGAAACCCGUAAGGGCCGAAUCAGAGAGCCACCAGCCAAGAAACCCAAAAAAAGUGUUCAAGUGUCUGGAGGUACACCAAGCAUCAAGAAAGAAGCACCUCCCCCUGUGACACGCCCUGCUCGUCCAGCUCCGCCUCCAGCACCCUGUGAGUCCUCCGAGGAAGAUACGCAACGAUGCCGGCCCAUGUCAUACGAAGAGAAACGCCAGCUAAGCUUGGACAUUAAUAAGCUGCCAGGCGAGAAGCUGGGCCGCGUUGUGCACAUCAUCCAGUCUCGCGAACCUUCCCUAAAGAACUCCAAUCCCGACGAGAUUGAGAUAGACUUUGAGACACUUAAACCGUCCACGCUGCGAGAGUUGGAAAGAUAUGUGACCUCUUGUUUGCGAAAGAAGCGAAAACCACAGGAUAAAAUAGAAGCUCCCACAUCUGGCAUUGUUAAAGUCAAAAGCUAUUCCUCUUCAGAGUCUGAGAGCUCGAGUGAGUCCAGCACGUCCGACAGCGAGGAGUCCGACCCAGAAACGGCACCAAAUCAGAAGAAAAAGGGUCACUCGGGAAGAGAGUCUAGAAAGCAUCAUCACCCUAUGCAACAGCCUCUGAUCGCACCACCUCCUGUCAUGAAGCCUCCUUCUCCUACAUUAGCGCCUUCUUACCCUCCACCCUCCAGCCUGGACUCCUCGCAUCCUUCUCUCCACCACCCUCUCCAUCCUGCAAAUGUUUUUGAAGCAGUCAUGCAACUUCCUCCUGAUCUGCCUCCUCACCUUGCUGGACAGACAGAGCACUGCUCGCCCCCACACCUCAACCAACAUGCCCUGACAAGCCCUCCAGCCCUACACAACGCAAUGCCCCAGCAGCCUUCCAGGCCAUCCAACCGUGCUGCUGCCCUCCCUACAAAACCUGCUCGGCCUCCCUCUGCCUCUCCACCGCUUCCUCCUCCACAGCCCCACCACCAGCCUCCUGCCCAUGUCCAUCAUCAUCAUCAUCACCACCACCAUGCACAACCCCCUCAUGUUCUUCUGGAAGAUGAUGGACCUCCCUCUCCUCACACAGGUCUCCCUUCCUACCUGCAGCAGCUUCAUAAGUCACAGCAACCUCCUACUCAAUCUCCUAUUCAUUCACUUCUCACAACUGUCAAGGUUCAGUCCCAAGCACCAAUGGCUGCUCCUGCCCAAUCCAUGAGGCACCACCAGCCUUUGGUUUACCCUCCUCCAUCCUCUUCUGCUAGCCCAGCUCCUCCUCCUGCCUCUUCUCACAUACACCAAAUGCAGUCUCCCCCUGUAGUCCCUCAGCAACAGCCAGCGGGUCAGGCACCGCCACCCCCCCAGCAGCAGCAGCAGCAACAACAACAACAGCAGCACCCAGCUCUGCAAGGCACAUUAGUCUCUUCACAUCAGCAUCAUGUGCAGCACCAACAGGCCAAACAACAACAAGUGAUUCAGCAUCAUCAUCAUCAUCAUCCUUCUCCACGGCAGCAGAAGCAAGAGACCUAUCCUGGAGGUCACUUGCGGGAAGCUCCUUCCCCUCUUCUCCUGCAUUCGCCUCAGGUUCCUCCCUAUCCGGGUCUGACCCACCCACCUUCCCCACAGUCUGUUCAACCUAAAAAGCAGGAGAUGAGAGGAGCAUUGGUGCUGCAGCCUCAGCCUCUCGUUAUGAAAGAAGAUAAACGACAUUCGCCUUCAGUGCGUCCAGAGGGCUUUUCUCCCGGAAUGCGCCCAGAACCUCCGAAAGUUCCAGAGGUUCUAAAAGGACCUAGUCACAUCCAACCACGGCCAGAUUUGAAGCCAAUGGACGGUGGGCGUCCCGUACGACCGCCUGAUCAGAGCCUCCCACCUCAAGGGAUGCCGGAAAAAGAGAAACAAAAGCAAGAACCUAAGACACCUGUUGCUCCUAAAAAGGACCUAAAGAUUAAAAACAUGGGUUCGUGGGCCGGUCUGAUGCAGAAGCCGCCAGUCACCCCGACUUCUGCCGGCAAGUCAACAAGUGACAGCUUUGAACUUUUCCGGAGGCAGGCCCGAGAGAAAGAGGAGCGCGAGAGGGCCCUCAAACAUCAGGCCGAGCAAGCAGAAAGAAUGCGCAGGGAGCAGGAGAGAAUGAGUAGGACCCGGGAAGAUGAUGACGUGCAGGAUCAGACGAGGAAAGCCCACGAAGAGGCUCGCAGGCGGCAAGAACAACAACAACAACAACAACAACAACAGCAGCAACAUGUGCAGAGCAACCUCCCUGCAGCCCCAUCACCCGCACAGAGCUCUCAGCCAAUCAUGGAUCAGCGAGAAAUGGCUAGAAAGCGGGAACAGGAGAGGAGACGAAGGCAGGCGAUGGCCCCCUCUAUAGAUAUGAAUUUUCAGAGUGAACUGAUGGAGAUAUUUGAACAGAACCUGUUCUCCUAAGACUCCGGUCUCUUCACCGACACCACCACCUCCAUCACCAUUUUACUCCCAGCGGCUCCUCCCCCCUCCGGUUCACAUGUUUUUUUUUUAAUGUCACCAUAAGAGACGCUGAAUUUUACUCCCCUUCCUGUAUUUUUAUCCCAGCCCCUGUAUGUCGAGACGCAGAGUCUCCAAAAGCGGUAAUAGAAAAUAAGGGUGAUACCUGCCCCCACCCCAUUCAAUCCAAUCGUUGUGCAGUAACAUGUGACAGAGCAGAGACUCUCAAGUGGGGGCAUUUGUGAAUCUGUUUCCUUCUUUUGUCUGUAUUAAUGGCCUCUCUGGUAUUAUUGAAGCUGAAGAGGAGACUGAUGUGGGUGCUAGACAAAUAAUGACUAUUGGGAUGGGGGAGGGGUUGCAGAACUUUGCUCUGCGUGUGUGCAAAUCAUAAUCACUAAUCUGGAAAGCUUUGCUAAUGGCCUGUUUGCUGGAGCAUUUCUGCAAGGGGUACAGCGCUGUCUCCAACCGUCUUUUUAAAUAACUGCCUCUGAUCCGUGCUCAGAUAUUACUUGUAUUAAUUAUUGGAUGUAGUGCAAUGUAUGAAUAAGCGAAGACCUGCAGAGCAGUGAGUAUGCAGAACAAAAAAUAUCCCUUCACAUUCUGGUCUGUUGUGCAGCAUGCGUGUGACCCCCGAGCUCUCCGGAUGUGCAAUGAUAUAAAUGCAUUAAAUAUUGCACUUCCAAGUGGAGGUUGUUUCACGGGUGCUCAGGGUGAACUGUGGCUGCUGCCAUCAUGUGUUUUACAAGUGCACUUUAGGGUUGUGGCGUGCAAAUUGCACUGUAUACAUUCAGCAUCCCCCGUGCAAAUUGCACUGUAUACAUUCAGCAUCUCCCCGUGCAAAUUGCACUGUAUAUGUUCAGCAUCCCCCCGUGCAAAUUACACUGUAUACAUUCAGCAUCCCCCGUGCAAAUUGCACUGUAUACAUUCAGCAUCUCCCCAUGCAAAUUGCACUGUAUACAUUCAGCAUCUCCCCGUGCAAAUUGCACUGUAUACAUUCAGCAUCUCCCGUGCAAAUUACACUGUAUACAUUCAGCAUCCCCCGUGCAAAUUGCACUGUAUACAUUCAGCAUCUCCCCGUGCAAAUUGCACUGUAUACAUUCAGCAUCCCCCGUGCAAAUUGCACUGUAUAUGUUCAGCAUCCCCCCGUGCAAAUUGCACUGUAUACAUUCAGCAUCCCCCGUGCAAAUUGCACUGUAUACAUUCAGCAUCUCCCCAUGCAAAUUGCACUGUAUACAUUCAGCAUCUCCCCAUGCAAAUUGCACUGUAUACAUUCAGCAUCCCCCGUGCAAAUUGCACUGUAUACAUUCAGCAUCUCCCCGUGCAAAUUGCACUGUAUACAUUCAGCAUCUCCCGUGCAAAUUACACUGUAUACAUUCAGCAUCCCCCGUGAAAAUUGCACUGUAUACAUUCAGCAUCUCCCCGUGCAAAUUGCACUGUAUACAUUCAGCAUCCCCCGUGCAAAUUGCACUGUAUGCAUUCAGCAUCCCCCGUGCAAAUUGCACUGUAUACAUUCAGCAUCCCCCGUGCAGUCUGAUAGUCUUCAAUGAUAAACGACACCAUUCGCUUGCCCGUUACACGCGUGCUUCUGUGACCGCGUGUUGCCCAAAACACAUGCAAAGAAUGUAAGCGUGCAAUUUCCUACCCAUUGCACCCGGCCCCCGUGCACACAAUUUUUUUAGUACAUUUCCAUGUGCUUGCCAUUAACGUUUUGUUUGUUUCUAUGUCUUUGUCUAUGUUCUUGGCAUGUUCUGAGGGUGCGUGUACACGGCAGGAGUUUUAUAACCCAAAAUGACUAUGCAAGCUUAGAUCACAGACACGCGUGUAAUCCUUUCUCACACUGCAGGAGAAUACACGCAGCACACACAUGCACACAUCAUUGGUGGGGUUUUUUUGUUUUCUAUUGCUCUGCGUGUAUUUGUACGGGAGGAGCGUGUACACGGCCCAUCAUGGACAUAGAAGAUCAUAUAACCGCACGUUUCUUUACAGGUUUAUUUUGCACAUGUGUUGCUCGGCGAGUAUGUCGGAUACUGUGCAUGAUCACGUGCUUGACGGAGCGCGACUUUUUUCAGUUGGGAGCGGAUGGAUUGCUUUCCCCGCAUGUCUGUGGACACAAUUGCAAUAUAUGCGCGUGCAACUCUGCUCUGCUCAUUCAUUGGCUACCAGCAGAUAAUCAACUGCCACAUCAUGUGACCAUUAAAUACGCCUCAAUCAACGCGGCCUCCACAGCCCGGCGCACCGCAGCUUGAUUUAGUGCAAUUUUCUGCACACACGACCCCAAGACUCCGCAGGAUCCUCCCCCCAACCCCGUCGUCCCCAGAGCUGCAGUAAAAGUGGGAGGGGCUGUGCGACCCCUAUUAGUAGUGCAGACUGUGUGUGUGUGAAUGGGAGGGGGAGGUACUUUAACUCUCAUCAUUUUGGCUUCUUUCAUUUGAAACAAAAUUUGACUGUUCUAACGGCCCUUAUUGCCCCCUCUCUCGUCUCUCUGUAAUUUUAUCCUCCUCCUGUUUCAUUUUGUUUUGUUUUUCUUUGAUAUAUAAAUAUAUAUAUAAUUUGAACUGUUUUAAAAAAAAAAAAAAAAAAACUAAAAGAAAUCCUUUAUGUGCCAUAAACAUUGUCCUUCCCUCCCUCCUCUUUCCUCCUCUCCGACUCCCACAAAACCUUAUCCUUUUUUUUUUAGCUAGUGUCUCCCCCUCCCGUCCUUGUCCCCCUGAGUAACAGGCACGGAAGUCUGUGUUGUAACUGAUUUCAUGCAAUAAAGUCUUUUUUUAUUAUA
Xenopus laevis (African clawed frog) is the source of this 7252-nucleotide messenger RNA. RefSeq names its product bromodomain containing 4 L homeolog (gene brd4.L). The transcript has 22 exons. NCBI's taxonomy places the organism in Eukaryota, Metazoa, Chordata, Amphibia, Anura, Pipidae. The record is from RefSeq and is a predicted model, not a curated record. Bases 343 to 4443 code for a protein of 1366 amino acids. Gene Ontology annotation, cellular component: chromatin; nucleus; chromosome. Gene Ontology annotation, biological process: regulation of DNA-templated transcription; chromatin remodeling.